GGUGAGAGCCAGACGGAAUUUACUAAUUCAACGAAAAGGUGACGAGAUAAUUAAAAAGCUUAAUUUGGGAUUACUAUUUUUUUUACAUCUGUUUAACUUAUAUUUCUUUUCAUAAUGCGGUUCAAUAAGAUAUUGUUUUUGUGUAAGAAAUGCGUACACGCUUGCGCUGAGUUGGGUCGUUAAGGUUGUGAUACAUUUCCGUAAUCUCACUAGAUACGACAUUUGCACAUCUUUUCGUUUUAAUCGUGUUAAAGUGCUAGCCAAAUAAACGCCACGGAGGAAAACCGCAAGCUACCACCCACAGGUGGUUCCUCAUCUCCAAGGCUGAUGUCCCUCUUAUGAUCAUGUUGACAACAGAAACUCUAUACACUCGUUUGACAUUUUUGACAGAUGACAGGUGGACUCGUGGAAGCGCAGGAUUAGAAAGCCACUAGCUGAAUGCCUCUCCAUCCAAACCUAUGAUCAGCUCAGUGUGUGUUUCGUCUUACCGCGGGCGCAAGUCAGGCAACAAACCUCCUUCAAAAUCAUGUCUGAAGGAAGAGAUGGCAAGAGGCGAAGACUCGGACAAGAUCAUUAUCAACGUUGGUGGCACGCGCCACGAAACCUACAGGAGCACCCUUAGGACCUUACCGGGCACGAGACUCGCCUGGCUCGCCGACACAGACAACCAGUUGAACCCGGACACAGACAAGGUGGGAAAGACAUCCACCGGCGAGGUGUUUUUUGACCGACAUCCUGGCAUAUUCGCCUAUGUUCUGAAUUACUAUAGGACUGGCAAGCUCCACUGCCCGGCGGAUGUCUGCGGCCCACUUUUUGAGGAGGAGUUGGCAUUUUGGGGCAUCGAUGAGACGGACGUGGAGCCCUGUUGCUGGAUGACCUAUCGCCAGCAUAGAGACGCAGAAGAGGCGCUUGAUAUAUUCGAACCACCCGAUCCGGAGGAUGCCGAGGAAGACCAGGACGUGCCCAAACGCUUCGGCAUCGAGGACAGCCCUGACCGCUCCAGAGGAUGCUGUAAAGUUUGGCAACCAAAGAUAUGGGCGCUCUUUGAAGAUCCAUAUUCUUCCCGUGCUGCCCGGAUAAUUGCCUUUGUCUCCCUGUUUUUCAUCUUGGUGUCCAUCACUAAUUUUUGCCUGGAGACCCAUGAGGCCUUUAAUGAGCUUCAUAAUCACACUGAAGAAGUUAUGAAUGGCAACACCACUGUGAUCAAGAGCAGCCUGGAGGUAAAGACCAAACCAGUGCUCACAUUGGUGGAGGGAAUCUGCGUGGUCUGGUUUACCUUCGAGUUCCUAGUCCGCAUCAUAUGUUGCCCAAACAAGCUUUUCUUCGUCAAGAACACGCUAAACAUCAUUGACUUUGUUGCCAUUCUGCCCUUCUAUAUAGAGAUGAGUUUAAGUGGCCUCACAUCCAAAGCUGCCAAAGAUGUCCUGGGCUUUCUGCGUGUGGUCCGUUUUGUUCGCAUUCUUCGGAUCUUUAAGUUAACCCGACACUUUGUGGGUCUCAGGGUUCUUGGCCACACCUUGCGGGCAAGUGUCAAUGAGUUUUGCCUUCUCAUCAUCUUUCUUGCCCUUGGGGUUCUCAUCUUUGCCACCAUGAUUUAUUAUGCUGAGCGUAUUGGCGCAGAUCCCAACGACCCUAGUGGCAGCUGCCACACACAUUUUAAGAACAUUCCUAUCAGCUUCUGGUGGGCAGUGGUCACCAUGACAACACUAGGUUAUGGUGACAUGUACCCUCAGACAUGGCUGGGCAUGAUGGUUGGGGCUUUAUGCGCGAUAGCUGGCGUGCUCACUAUCGCCAUGCCAGUACCUGUUAUUGUUAACAAUUUUGGGAUGUACUACUCCCUGGCUAUGGCCAAGCAGAAGCUGCCUAAGAAGAAAAAGAAGCACAACCCAAACCCAGACAUGGUGAUGGACUCAGCCUCGUUUGGGAAGUCUGAAAGCAACUCACCAAGGAACAGCACACAGAGUGACACAUGCCCUCUAGCUGCCGAGGAGAAUAUCAGAAUAAACCGCUCUGAUUCAAAGCAGAAUGGUGAUGCUAAUGUCCGUCUUUCAGAAGAGGAGGCCUGCAGUCUGACAUUUCUUGCAGACCUGAAUCCACCAUCCACACAGAGAGCUGCAAAGACACACUCAAAUAUCCGUCAAGCAACACUCAAGCAGAAGUCACCACUUUGACCUGAGGGACUUUGAAAAGUGGGUGUGGUCCUGAGGUUAACACAUCAUGUCUCAUUCAAUAAUCAUGAAUCCUCUGUCACAGUCAAUGGGGCAAAACACCUGUUGACUGGUAAUUUGUAAUGCUUCCUGUCACAUUAUCACAUACGUCUGUCUGUUUUCGAGCCUCCAGUCAUGUAUUUGCAUGAUAUAGUUUUUAGUAACUUUGGUCAAAACAAAACUGUAAUGUAUUUUAUAUUUAGAGCACAUAAAAUCUCUAAAAUCUGACUUGAAGCAAAUCUUUAAAAAAAAGAUAAUUUCUUUGUUAAAGACCCAGUGAAAUCAAAAUUGGAGAAAAUUGAACUUUAAGCACAUAUAUUGGUUCAAAAUUUUCAGUCUUUCUUUUCUAAGAAAACCAACCAAAAUAUGCAUGACCUUGCCCUCAUAGGCAUAUCCAAGUUAUUUAUUCUAAAAAUGCCCUCUAGAAAGAUAAUAUCUCUUCCCCGUAAUAUUGCCUGCCACUGACUUGCAUUAGCAAGUGGCAAAUCAUGGUUCACUGCGAUGGCAUAAACUAAGGGCUAUUGGCUAAUUUAUUUAAGGACAAACCCUUCGAUAUGUCUUGCACCAACUUCCCUUUUUUAUCAAGAAGUAAUGGGGUUUUUACCAAAUUGAUUUUUCUCUCAGCAAGUCAGCAAUAUUUGUUUAUAUACAAAAUUGUCAAACAUUUGUCAAGAUUGUCUUUAAAAUGUGCAAUAUCAGACUGAACGCUAUUGUUAAGGGAGACAACCCCACGUGACAGAAUGAAGUGAAACAGUUCCUGUGUUUAAAUGUUGGGUAGUGUAAUUAUGUUCUUGUGAUAUAAUGGCGAAAUUCAUCUCCCUUCAUGAUAUAAAUUGGCAGCUUGGCUUUAUUUGGACAAAAGCAGAAACUUGUGGGCUGUGUCUGUGUAGUACUGCUUCAGAGAUCACAGAAUAACAAACUGUAAGAAAGCUAAUUUGUCAUAUUUAAAAGAAUGUUUGAGCAGGGAUCACUUUCCCAAAGGCAUUUUAAUUAGAAAUGUCAAAGGAAUAGGCUGAUGAGACUCUUAAAAAGAAUAAAAUAUUUCACAAUGCAACUUAAUUAAAGAGCACAGUGGCAGCUGCAUGCUUUAUGAACUAUCAGUUUCUGUAAUUCAAUUUACAUGAAGUCUUAUUGCAUUUGAUAUCAUCAGCCAUCAAUAUUCAUUACUUAGCUGGUUGAGAUGGGACCAAACACAGAAGCCAUUAUAUGUCCUGCAAUGUUAGUUAACUGUAAUAACUUUUUGUGUGUGUACACGCUGUAAAACAUGUCCAAGUUGUGCCUAAUGUCCUGUAAUAAUACUAAUAAUACUAAUUCUAAUAAUACAAAACAGUGGAAUAUUUUGUUGUUCACAGAGAGGCUUGUAUUGAGAUGUCAAUCAUGUUUGCACACAUGGACAAAAAAUCUUGCUUGAGACUUUAUUUCUGUUUUGUUCUUUUUUUUAUUCAGUUUGUUGUCUGCCAUAGUUGCCUUAUGUUUUAUAACAACAAAAAGUUCAAGUGCAACACCUUAUUUAGAACAGAAAAGUGCAUCAUGUAAAGUACCGUAAAAUAACCACUGUGUGUAGUAGAGUAUCUUGCAAAAAGAUGUAUUUACUAUCUAGUUAUGCAGAUUGUUUUCAUAAUGGUUCUACAGUAUCUACCUUUAGCCAGUAACCGUGAGUACGUUUGUGUGAUGUAUAAUGAAAAUGUAUGAUGUUAUAUGUCUAGAGAAAAAGCAGUUCAUAUCUUGUAUUAUGUAGGCAUGUGUGUCUAUGCAUUUCUGCAGGAAUACAAAUAAAAUCUAAAUAUUA
Xyrauchen texanus (razorback sucker) is the source of this 3996-nucleotide messenger RNA. It is a transcript of the gene kcnc4, whose product is annotated as potassium voltage-gated channel, Shaw-related subfamily, member 4. Bases 459 to 2171 code for a protein of 570 amino acids. Gene Ontology annotation, biological process: potassium ion transmembrane transport; protein homooligomerization. Gene Ontology annotation, cellular component: axon; dendrite membrane; neuronal cell body membrane. Lineage: Eukaryota; Metazoa; Chordata; Actinopteri; Cypriniformes; Catostomidae. The record is from RefSeq and is a predicted model, not a curated record. The transcript has 4 exons. Gene Ontology annotation, molecular function: protein binding; delayed rectifier potassium channel activity.